AUGAAGGGCCAGCCCACAACAGGUUAUGCCUACUGCCCGAUCGACAAGUUUGUCCCGUUGUUUCCCUCCGGUCAGAACACGCUUGUCGCGCCCUCCAACCCGAAGUUCCUCGGUCUCGCGUUUGGCACACAGAAUUACACCUGCUCAAGCUCGAACAACUACACGAGCACCGGCGCCGUUGCAGAACUCAUUGAUGCAUCCUGCCUGGCUUUUGUGCCGGAGUUUUCGACGAUACAAGAAGACAUGUACAAUGUCUGGACGACCCUCAUCCCGCAGCCAAUCCAGUCGAUCAUCGAUCUCCUCCACUUUCUUAACCCUCCUACGAUUCUCGCCCAACACUUCUUCCAGACGAACCCCGUCACUGGCCAAGGCGUGAGUCCCGUCUGGGACUUCCGCUCGAAUCCGCGCUUCAAGGGUAACAACGACGUGUUUGUCUUGGCCAAGGGUAAGGGAUCUAUCCCUGCGCCUACGGACCCCAAGAAGGAUGUCGCUUGGUUGGACGUCGUGAACGUCCAGGGCAAGAUCGCUGACGAGGUCUUCCGCUUUGAUACUGUCGGUGGUCAGCCACCUGCUACGUGCAAGUACGGGUAUGACAAGGAUAUCUCUGUCAAGUAUGUCUCGAAGUACAUCUUCUACGGCGGUUCGAUCAACUACUCUUGA
Molecule: messenger RNA, 660 nt
Organism: Dichomitus squalens LYAD-421 SS1
Lineage: Eukaryota; Fungi; Basidiomycota; Agaricomycetes; Polyporales; Polyporaceae
Exons: 4
Coding region: 1-660 (219 amino acids)
Source: RefSeq, a predicted model, not a curated record